AUGAUUGGUUACAAUAACCGUGGAACCCAAAAAGUUAACUCAGUCUUAAAAAUAAGAGCUAAAUAUGAAGUAUCACCUCAUUUUGAAGUCGGUUACAUUGUGUCAGAGAUAUUAGAGCGUUACAGAAAAAUGGUAGGUCUCAUUCAACAUCUCUACGAGUUUCCUUCAGACGUAGUCUUCGACGUUAUAAAAACUACUGAACUGGUCCAAAAGCUGUUCCUCGAAAUCUAUCAUUUAGUUAACACGGUGAACGAAAUACCAAGAAAAUAUAGUCACAUGGAAGAAUUUCAUGUACAAAAUCCUUCAGUCAGCCGAGAUGAGUUAAAAAAUUCUCAGAAGAAUUUCGAAAGACUUCAAAGAGAAAGACAAAGGCAGAGGAAGAAGAAACAAAAAGAGAUGAAGAAGCAAAGAGAAUUAUUCCUAAAGGGACAAGGUAAUAGAGUACCCCAAAAACCUAAGAAACCCCCCAAUAAAUGGUGGCCCAUAGAUUAUGGAUGGGAAAUUGACUAUCAGUGGUGG
Messenger RNA from Brenthis ino (lesser marbled fritillary), 519 nucleotides. The record is from the annotation of a GenBank genome assembly. NCBI's taxonomy places the organism in Eukaryota, Metazoa, Arthropoda, Insecta, Lepidoptera, Nymphalidae.